CGCCUCCGCGGCGGGCGCCGUCGGCCCGCGAUUCAGCGCGCUCGGCGUACCGGAUUAUGCCCCUCCGCGCGACAAAUGUCCGCCCCCGCCUCGACGGCAUGCCGGGGCACUCCCAAACACGGAGGAGCACUCCCCUGCACCAUGUCGCACACGCCCAGUGCCCGCAAAAGAUGCGCAUCGCGACCCACUCCCGAGCUGUGUGGCAACGUCGCUUUGCGUCGGGACGCCGGUGUACGUUCACCAUCCAAUUCGACUAGUUUCAUGCGCCCCGCGGACGGUUCGAUCGAUGCGGUUUCGCGGAGGGACCGUCGGGUGUGACGGGUUCCAAUGCAGCAUCGCCGCUCCCCGCGGUCUCCCCUCCCAUUGAACUCGAAGAUACGACUCUUGUAUCGCAUACGAGUCGCAUCCAGACUCCCCGGGACGUCCCGUACGCGCCCCGUGUGGAGCAGAGACGAGGACACGGCCCGGGCGAGUGGUGAAUCCAA
Molecule: messenger RNA, 485 nt
Organism: Trametes versicolor FP-101664 SS1
Lineage: Eukaryota; Fungi; Basidiomycota; Agaricomycetes; Polyporales; Polyporaceae
Exons: 2
Coding region: 76-318 (80 amino acids)
Source: RefSeq, a predicted model, not a curated record